CCUCCACUCUCUCUCUCUCUCUCCAGUCCACGAGAAAUUGAAUUCCCAGUUUUCCCCAAUUUCACACUUUUCACUUUCAGCUACUUUUCCUCUCCCAAAAAUCCCAAUCCAUCUCUCUCCGCUACCUAAUCCCCGAUCCCUCCACAAUCCCUAAUUUCCAUUUUCCAUCGCCCCAACGAUCUAUCUUUUCCCGAUACUUCCCCUCCAUUGAUUGCGAUAUCCAGCUCUCAGUUCAAUUCCCGGUAUACAAUUCAACGCUCCAUCUUUCGGGGACCCGAUUUCCUGCGAUUCCGUGUUCGAGUUCGCCAGGACUUUUGGUUGGCUACUUUUUCCUGGAGGUCUCGAUUCGAGAGUGAGAGAGCAAUGAAGAUCGAGGAGCUGGACGAUCCGGAGUGUAGAGAUGAAGAGCGUGGCGUCUACGAGAAGCAGAUGCAGCUUCAGAUUGUUAGGGUUGACGCCAAGAGAGCCCUGGUUGGAGUUGGUGCUCGGAUUCUUUUCUACCCCACGCUCUUCUAUAAUGUGUUUCGGAACAAAAUCCAGGCUGAGUUCCGGUGGUGGGAUGAAGUUGACCAGUAUCUACUUCUGGGUGCCGUCCCAUUUCCUAAGGAUGUUCCUCGGCUGAAGAAGCUCGGUGUUGGUGGAGUCAUCACUCUUAAUGAACCAUACGAAACUUUGGUUCCAUCAGCCUUGUAUCGUGUCCAUGGAAUUGAACAUCUAGUAAUUCCAACAAGGGAUUAUCUCUUUGCCCCUUCUUUUGCGGAUAUUAGUCUGGCAGUAGACUUCAUCCACAAGAAUGCAUUGUGUUGCAAAACUACCUACGUUCAUUGCAAAGCUGGGCGUGGAAGGAGUACAACCAUUGUGCUCUGCUAUUUGGUAAAGUAUAAGCACAUGACACCUGGUGCGGCCCUUGAUUACGUUAGGUCUAGAAGACCUAGAGUGUUGCUAGCUCCAACGCAGUGGGAGGCUGUUCAAGAAUACAGCAGACGCAACUCACGCCGGUUAUCUUCUACCACGUGGUCUCCAUCUGGGGAUGAGGUUCUCAUUACAAAAGCAGAUCUUGAAGGCUACCACAGCUCCUCCGACGAUGGUGCUACUAGCACCGGUAAGGAAUUGGCAAUUGUACCAAGAAUGAAGUCAAGGCCCAUGAUCGCCCGGUUGUCCUGCCUCUUCGCAUCCUUGAAGGUAUCCGGUGUCUCUGGGCCUGUUGCUGGUCGGAUGCCCGAGGCACGUGCUUGCUAAAUGAUCCCGGGAUACAUCACACCGAACUGUCGCGAGAGGGUUGUGUUGUAUUGUAUAGAAAUAAAGGCCAUCAUGUUUUUAUGACCAAAGAAUUAUGAGAGAAACGAAAAGGAGGUAAUUGUGUAUGCUGCCAUGACAAUUGCCAGAAAAGAAAAAAAAAAAAGGCCUCACCAGCAGCUGCAGCUUGUACAUAGCUUUGCCUUUUAGUUUAUCAUUUCAGCAUUUGUUGCUUGCAAAUGUGUUUUCCUCCACAGGGUUUUGCUAAAUGAAUAGUGAUGUAGCUUCAUCUUUGUAGCUUUAGUUGGUCUCUGUCACGUCGCCGCCAUUGUACCGCUUUAGUUCAAUUCAGAUACCUUUGGUAGGAUGUUCAGUCUCUAGUACCUGCAGGUUGCAGUUGCAGUGGUGUAUUUUUGGAAUAUAGUUAGUACUGUUCUGAUGAAGGCUAGAGGAAGAUUCCUGGCGGGUUGGUGGAAUAUGCCCGAGGAUCGAUCUCUAUGCUAUAAACAGAACUUUGUGGUUUCCGGCAAGUGACAAAGAAGCUCUGGAUUUAUUUGCUGUGGAAAGGUAGGCGGUUUGAUUUUACACCUUCACUCUCUUAUCUGGUCUCUAAAAUGCUGAUCGGUUGCUUUCUGUUUAG
Molecule: messenger RNA, 1876 nt
Organism: Linum tenue
Lineage: Eukaryota; Viridiplantae; Streptophyta; Magnoliopsida; Malpighiales; Linaceae
Source: the annotation of a GenBank genome assembly